Gambusia affinis (western mosquitofish) is the source of this 10669-nucleotide messenger RNA. It is a transcript of the gene prkcg, whose product is annotated as protein kinase C, gamma. Gene Ontology annotation, molecular function: ATP binding; diacylglycerol-dependent serine/threonine kinase activity; zinc ion binding. The transcript has 16 exons. The record is from RefSeq and is a predicted model, not a curated record. Lineage: Eukaryota; Metazoa; Chordata; Actinopteri; Cyprinodontiformes; Poeciliidae. Gene Ontology annotation, biological process: protein phosphorylation. Bases 5689 to 8055 code for a protein of 788 amino acids.
AUGUGAUUUUCAUGGGAUUUUUUUGUAAGUGUUAAGCUUGUUGCCAUUUUUCUGAAACAAACGACGUUCAGUUAGAUCUACUUAGGCUGCAAACGGUGCCAGUCGGCCUGAACAGCUGAGUAACACCAUUGGUGUUAUUUCAAAACAACUACAGGAAAAAUAAAAGCAGGCCAUUGCAACAGUAACGAAGAGUUGUGUUUUCUGAAUAGAUAAGGGGCUAUCUUUAUGAGCCAGAAUAUACAAAGGAAGAACUGUUGUGAGAGGAAAGCAUGGUGAGACAGAGCAGAGGGAGUAUUUUAUCUUAUGCCCUAUUGCCUCUGCUGCUAUGAGUAGAACUUGGUUAGGCUACAGCUCGACUGUUCGUCCAGGGGUAGGAGUCUGGAUUUAUUUCAUUAGCAUUGUGCCAUUUGUUUUCUUUCAAUCUAUCUCAUUGCGGUUUGUUGACAUCCAAACCCUGUGAAGUGAAUCAUAUAUUAUCAGUUACUUAAGAUUAGGAAUCUGUCAAUGCUGAGUCCCAGUCUAGUAUUUCAUUAAAUUUAAUCCAAUGAAUGUCAUGGGUGCUUCAAAACUCUGAAGCUUUAAGGUGAAAUGAAAUAUGACUACCGGUACAUGUCAUCAGUUUUAUACUUUGUUUCACAGUGACAUUCUGGAUGUUUCAGGCUCCCUUUUUCGUCACAAUGGCAGAUGUUUUGUCCCGACAGAUGUUCCUGUAGGUGAGCUGCAAUAAGCUGGUCCAACAUGUGGUUUACUAAAUUAGUUGUGACAACAGUAUGGAGAGGAGCUACUGGUUGUUGUAGAAGUUGCCUUUUGAUCACCCAAUUUACAACUGACUCUGUGCAUCCAAAUGUAAAAGAUUACUUAGUGUGAUACUGCAAAAAAACAAAUUCUCAGUUUAUUUUUUUUUUAAAAAAAGCUUCUUCUACUGAUUUGUUUAUUAAUUUCCAAUAACACUUUGUUUCUCUAUCACACAAUGAACUUGUUAAAUAGACCAUGUGUUACAAGAUAUGGGAUCAGAAACCAUACAUUAGCAACAGUGGCAAUAGGUAGAGUUGGUCAAAUGGUCAACAUAAAGGGUGAAACAGGCUUAAACUAAACUAAGUGGAAAUGCAGAAUUUGAAAAAAUUACUUGUACAAACCAUAAUGCAGUUUUGCAAGAAAACAAAUCUGUCUUGCUAAACAUUAGCUGUGGAGAAAAAAUGGCAAUGCACCUUGCUGGGAGUGCAGAUGUCAAAAUUAGGACAUUAAAAGAUGUAAUAAAGAACCCAAAUUAUUACCAAAUAUUAAGAUCAGGACAUCCAUACAUGAUAUAACCUAAACUGAAAACCAAGAAUUGUUAUAUAGCAACUAUCUGCAAAUGUAAAAACAUCCUUAUCUUUAUAGAGCUGAUUUGAUUAGCACAAUUGUUUCUCAUUUUUGUUUACUGCUUCCACUUUCAGCCUUGUUAUUCCAGCCUCUGUUGCACUGAGAGACGGGUCAGCAGUAAAACAAAUAUGAAGGGCAUGCGUAUUUGCUUCCACACUGGGAGUUUAGUCCAUGUUGACAGACCAUAAUCGCCUGCCAAAUGUCUCAUCUGACUGGCUAUGAGGUUGGUUGCUCUCUUCCAAAAACACAGCAGACCCCACUCUUCAUUAACAAAACAAAUAGAAAUACUCCCUACCAUAAAAACAUGAUAAACUGGCAAACAGCCACUUUGGUCCAGAGCAGACAAAUUUAAUAGACAGUUAUGAUUACCGCAGACGCCACACCUCCCCUGAUUCCAAGAACAACAGUUAGGCAACUCAAUUUACCUUAAUGUCUUUGGAGGAGAAAGCCAGCCUGCCACACUGAAGCAGCAGCUCGAUGCGAAUGAGCGCUCGUUACAUGAUAAUAGAUGUAUGUAAUUGCUGAAGUGUUGAUUGCUACCCCCCCUCCAAAAAAAACGAUUCCAUCAGUGCAGAAUUUUCUGUUUCAUUAAGCCAUGGUCAGAAAUAAUAAAAUAGCCAUCUGUAGACCAAAAAAAGAAAGAAUGGAGGCUGAUGGUAAGGAGCAAUUUAGAGACACUUAAGUUUUAAUGGUGCUUUAUUAAUUCAUCUAUCCUUGCUUUUCUGAAGGCCCCAUCACGGCUUUUAAUCGUGCUGGCUGUAUUAGUGAGUUUUUGCCGAGUGUGUGCUUUUUGUUGUUUAAUGCAUCACUGGCUGGCUGUGCACCAGCUCACCACUUGCUUUUAUGAUCAAACACUGGAAUCCACACUUCAUUGGGAAUGCAAAAGCAUCCUGAUACAGAAGCUUUAGAGUCACAAGUGCUGACUCAUCUUGCCUGGAGAAGAAAUGGAAGCUUUUUGUGUUUUGUUCGUAAAAGUGCUGUUUAACUUCAGUACCUCAGCUUGUAUGUUUGUGACGAUGUCACUCUUUCUUUUCCCUGUGCAUCACUAUGCACAUGCAUCCUCCUCAUUUGUUUGUGACAAUAGAGGAAGAAUAUGACUAAUCCAAGACGAGGCUGAUGGAGAGAGAAAGAAAGAGAGAGAGAGGGUCUUAUGAGCCAGAAAAUGAUGUCAGUAAAGGCGGCUCGUUUGGUGACGGUCUGUGUGCAGGAAAGCCCCUAUCAUGCCCAAUCAGCUGCUGUUUCUGCAUGACUAAUGCUGAAAUAACAUAUCAUUGUCAGACACGGCAUGUUCACACAGCUGUUUCAUUUUUUUUCUUCCACAGGCACUCAGCGUUAGCCUUUGAUGCACAUACACACUUUUCUGCACGCAAACUCAUCCUUAUCUUUCUGGAUGACACCAUUUUGCUCUCUAACAAUCUUGCUAAUUAUAAUUGUUAAUUAAUUCUCUGCCUGUGUCCUCAUCAGGAGACUAAUAACCUACAUUUCCAUUAAUUAGACCUUCAACCCCUCGCUCCCUCUCUCAGUCUCUGUGUCCCACACCAAUCCACCCCAUCGUCCCCCUGCUCUCCUGCCUCUCUCUUCCUGCCUCGUAGGAUCUGCGAAGGACCACAUCCGUGCAUGGACAGUGAUUACUCGUGUGUGUGUGUUUGUAUUUCUGACAUUGAGAGGGUAAGCAUUUGUUCACUCUGUAGGAACUGAAAUAUGAUUUGGUCCAAAACAGCUUGAAAGCAUUACGUUCUUUAGGCCUAAAGAAAUUGACAUUGUGGAAAUACGGAUUGUUUUUCUGUUGAGUUCGACGUAAAUAUUAAAACUCUGCCUCUGUUUGGGUUUUGGACCUUAACAAGUUUCCUCAAAGACCCUGGUGUUGGGUUUUACAAACACAUGUGGUUACAUAGCAAUUAUGGCAAAGCUGCCAUAUUUAAAGCUCACCAGCCAACAGGAUCUACUUGGGUUUCAGUGUUUGUUGCCCAAAGCACAUGCAAUGGCUUGAAAUCAGCAGGGUUUGUAAUUAUUGAACAACAUGGUGUUCAAACUGAACCUCUGCUGUUCUGCUCUGUGAUGCCAAAUACGAUAGUGGAUUUGCUGCUGGUAACCUCUGCAAGACAUAAGACCUGAACAAAGAGAGCAGAAAUUGUCUCUACCUUACAAAAAUAUGCAGAGGAGGGGCAUAAACUUUUAAUUUUGUAAAUUCUUGUUUUUUUUUUUUAUGUGGAGACAUUCAGAUUACAUUUUACUCUUAUUUUUCAAAUUUUGUCACCCAAAAAUUAUUUCUCUGGGAACAAAACAAUAAAUUAUUAUUAUUCAUCACAUAUUACUUCUCUGACGGUUAAUAGUUUGAGGCACCCCCAUUUAUCAUUUGCGUUUAGCAUUUUCCCAUGAUAACAUUUUCCUGGUUGGAGCGCACAGAGAGAGGGUUUUUUGAGUGUGGUGAAGCAUUUCUGAGUUAUUUUUUUCAGAAUUUUGAAUCUGAGCUUUUUCAGAACAGAUAUUCAUUUGAAAUCUCCUGCUGUGACCUUUGGAAAGAUUCCCAGUGCCUUUGGAAUAGAAACUGGCCCACAGCUUUUAGGGGUGACAAGUGUGUUAUCAAUAGUUUUGUUCAAAACAAUAAUUUUUUAAUGCACUCCCUCCACCCUACCUUAAUAAACACAUUCAAAUGUCUGUCUGGAUUUUAAAGGGACAUAAUAUUUAAAAGUUUAAUCCCCUCCAUCCACUGCUAUCGUCUCAAUAAAUCUUGUUCUCCUCCUCCCAUUGAAUGCUGAACUUAUUUGACUGAUGACCUUAUUUGUAACAUUUUUUGUUGGUGUGUGUGUAAUUACGAUCAAUAGCCUGCUAUCCCUUCUCAGAAGGAAACUACCAUUCCCUUUCGGCUCAGCUGACCUGGUUUCAGUGCAGAGUGGGGCACUGUUGUGUUUAUCAUGUCACCACUUGUUCUGAUCUCAGAUCAUUGAUAUGCAGUAGACAUGUUGCCGCUGCUCAUUCCUCAGGCCUGGUGAUCGUCACGUCACACAGAUCAAAUCUUAGACCAGAACCAAAUUGAACAUUCCUCGGAUUCUCUGCCUCUGUUGUUGUUGGAUGUUUUCUGGUCCAAGCAGGGCUCUUCCUCUCUUCUUCCUCUUCCUCCUUCUGUUUGGCUCAAUAGGAAGUAGGAAGCAGUUGGCACUUGAAUACUGUACUGAUUGUGGCAAAAUGGCAGCUUCUGCUUUCUCCAUCCUCCUUGCUGUGGUUCCCUCACCCUCUCCUGAGAGAAGUAACCCAGAUUUCAAAAUGAAUCGCCGCCUAUUCCCCUCAAUCUUUCUCUCUCUCGCUCUCUCUUUCUCUACUUUUUCCACGCUCUCUUUCUCUCUUAUUCUCUCUCCAUCUUUCAUCCUCUUCCUCGUAAAACCGAAUCAAUCUUGGAAAGAGAAUACCACCUCUCCAUCUCGUACUCCCACUCACCCUGCCUCCGGGUUAAAGGAUAUAUACCACUUCAAUCCUGUGUUUGCGUCUUUAAAAACUUGAACCACUCCAAUUGCCUGUUGCAUUCAUUUGAAGUUAUGUUGUCCUUUUUCGUUUCUUGAGCUGCUUCUCCUCUCCUAGCCGUUGCUUUUUCUGGCUUCUCUACCUCAUUUUGGGGGUUUGUUUGUUAUUUUUUUCUUGUUUGAGUUGACCAGCCACAGGUGCACCCCAAAUUUUCAAUUGAAGGCAUUCAGACGAAGAGUCAAGGACAGGAAGAGGGACGACUGUUUUUGGCAAGGAUUUUCUUACAAACUAAGGUAUUUUAAGUACAGCUUGGUGCACAUCUUUAGUAUUUUCCAUCACGUGUUUGUAUCACUAGACCAUUUUUAAUUCCAUUCAUCUAUUUUAUCUGCUUCUUUGCUGAAACAUCAUCAUUUUAUCAUUUUUUUUUUACCUAGUCUUAUUUAUUUAUUCAUUGAAUCUCAUUUAUCAUUCAGCAGCAUGCAACUCACUUCUUCCAUCUAGUAUUUGCCAUUUUGCAUUUUUUCUCUGCACGUCCCAUCCCUGCAGACGCGCUCAUGUUAUUCUGGUCCAAACUUUUCUGCAGAAAUAGGACUAAUUGCUAAUAAGGGCAGGCAGGAAGACGAUGAGAGGAUGCAGGCUCCAAUACUGAAGCAGCUGGUGGGGUGUUGUUGACAUGGCAACAGGAGGUAGUUGACAUAACGACUGAGGUAUGGGUGGAGGUGUGGGUAUUCAUAGCAAAUGAGGGGUGUAGCAGGAUGGACAGCCAGUAUGUGGGACACACAGCAAGUAGAGCUAAUUGUUUAGCUUCUCUGAGUUUCUCAGGAGACUUUUGUCUGUAUUUGAAUUAACCUUCCUGUCUUCUUCAUCAUGCCUCUCCUUUUUCUUUUCAUUCGCUUUGUCCUUGUCACUCUCUCUUCACUCCUUCCAUCACCUUCUUCUCGAUCUUUCCCUUCAUCACGCCACUCUGUCUCUGGUCCCUAUCCUACAUUUCUUCUUCCAUUAAUAUCACUCCUGUCUCUGCAUGACCUAUUAUGUCCUUUGUCCUCCAUGUCCUUGGCCUCACCUUCUCCCGUCACCCACCUUCCCCAACACACAGCUCUCAGCCUCCUCUUCCUGCAUCCCUCAGACAUCAUGUCCACCCCGGUUUCCCCGUCCCCCUCUCUCUCCCCCCUGACGCUGACCUCCCCCACAUCGCCAUCCUCCGCGCUGCCCUCGCCCCUCUCCCCUCCGCCCAGGGUGCCUGUGUUUCAGAGGAAGGGAGCGCUCAAACACAAGAGGAUUGUCGAGGUGAAAGACCAUCAGUUCACAGCACGCUUCUUCAAGCAGCCCACCUUCUGCAGCCACUGCACCGACUUUAUAUGGGGCAUCGGCAAGCAGGGAUUCCAGUGUCAAGUUUGCAGUUUUGUGGUCCAUAAAAGAUGCCACGAGUUUGUCACCUUCACAUGUCCCGGAUCUGUGACUGCCCCCAGGCCUGAUGACUUGAAGAGUCGACACACAUUUAAGAUCCACACAUAUUCCAGCCCCACGUUCUGCGAUCACUGUGGAUCGCUGCUGUACGGACUCAUACACCAGGGCAUGAAGUGCACCAGUUGCGACAUGAAUGUCCAUCGGAGAUGCGAGACCAGUGUUCCCAGUCUGUGUGGUCAGGAUCACACGGAGAAAAGAGGGAGAAUCCACCUGACCAUCAGAGGAGACAAAGAGGAUAUCUAUGUCACAGUUCGGGAGGCUCGCAAUCUGAUGCCCAUGGAUCCGAAUGGUUUGUCAGACCCAUAUGUGAAACUAAAACUGAUUCCAGACCCAAAAAGCCACAGCAAACAGAAGACAAAGACUAUCCGCUCCACACUCAAUCCGGUCUGGAAUGAGAGUUUCACCUUCUCAGUGCGAGGCAGUCAGUGGGACAGGCGUCUGUCUGUGGAGGUGUGGGACUGGGACCGGACGUCCAGGAAUGAUUUCAUGGGAGCGCUCUCAUUCGGCGUCAGCGAGAUCUUCAGACGUCCUAUAUGCGGUUGGUUCAAGUUGCUUGCACAGGAUGAGGGGGAAUACUACAAUAUCCCAGUUCCAGAUCCAGAUCUGCAGGAACCUCAGCUUGAUGCUACAACGCCCUCUCUGCCUCAGGUGUUGGCCGCCCCGGUGCCAGAGCCUUUCCCCGUGGUCUUGUCUCCGACCCCCAUCCCGUCCUGCCCGCCCAUCCACUCUUCGGGUCCUGGCAAAGUCAGAGUGGGCAUCCAUGACUUCAAUUUCCUCAUGGUGCUGGGCAAAGGCAGCUUUGGCAAGGUGCUGCUGGCAGAAGAGCGAGGCAGCGAUCAUCUGUUUGCAGUGAAAGUCCUUAAAAAGGACGUCCUCUUCCAGGACGAGGACACGGAGAGUGCUCUGGUGGAGAGGAGGGUUCUGGCACUGCCCUCACGUCCCCACUUCCUUACAUCGCUCUAUUGCGCCUUCCAGACCGAGGAUCGUCUGUAUUAUGUUAUGGAAUAUGUCAACGGUGGAGAUCUGAUGUUUCACAUUCAGCAAGUCGGGAAGUUCAAAGAGCCCCAUGCAGCGUUUUAUGCAGCAGAGAUCGCAGUUGGCCUCUUCUUCCUCCACAGCAAAGGCAUCAUCUACAGAGAUCUAAAGCUGGAUAAUGUGCUGCUUGACAGCGAGGGCCACAUAAAGAUCGCUGACUUCGGGAUGUGCAGGGAGGGCAUGUUUGGGGGCGACACCACUCGCACGUUCUGUGGCACUCCCGACUACAUCGCCCCUGAGAUUGUGGCAUAUCAGCCGUAUAAUAAAGCAGUAGACUGGUGGUCUUAUGGAGUACUAAUGUAUGAAAUGCUUGCAGGACAGCCGCCGUUUGAUGGCAUCGACGAAGAGGAGCUGUUUCAGUCCAUAAUGGAGCAGAGUGUCUCCUACCCCAAAAAUCUCUCUCGGGAAGCUGUGGCUAUCUGCAAAGGACUCCUGACGAAGCACCCUGCAAAGCGUCUGGGUGGAGGAGAGGAUGCCGAAAGGGACAUCAAGGAGCAUCCGUUCUUCCGUUGGAUAGACUGGGACCGUCUGGAACGGCUGGAGAUACCGCCACCGUUCAAACCCAGAACUGGCGGGAGAAAAGGCGAGAACUUCGACAAGUUCUUCACAGCGGCCCCAUCCGUUCUCACCCCAUCGGAUCCAGAUGUGCUUGCAGCCAUAAACCAGGAGGAUUUCCAGGGAUUCUCCUUCUUCAACCCAGACUUUGCUCCGUUACCUCUCACAGCUAUUUGAAAACUGUCACCCCCAUUUCCCCCCUGUUGUUUAUCAGAUAGUAGUUUUAUAGCUGAGAGCCAGAGUAUGAAAAUUAGAAGCAAAUAUUUCACCUCUUGUAACAAACUUCUGACGUUUACAUUAAAAUGCCAAGACAAGUCAAUAUUCCCUCACUCUCUAUGACAUGUGUAUGUCUUCUUACUGCAUGUGUAUUAACCAUGCCAGUGUCACGGCUUGCCACUCUAGACUUCUCUUUUUUUUAAAAUAAGAUCUGUCCUAACCUGCUGUGAGACUAUUGUAGUGUCAGACAGAUAAAUGAAUCUCUUUGCAUGUGAAUAGUUUUUAUAGAGCUAGAAGGAAGAUAAAAGUCCUUACUUUUCUGAACAGGCAAUUUACCAGUAACAUCUUUAUUCAUACAGCUUUGGGAAAAUAAUAUGCAAAAAAAUCUUCUUUUUAUAAAUUACAUUUUCUUAAAGGUCUAUUUAGCUCAAAUGUGUUCCCAUCAUAGAUGGCCUCCACAGCACCUAAUUGUGCAUUUUGAAAUCUUGAUCUAAACUGAUAGACUUGAAAUCUAAAACUGACUCAUAGACUAUAAAGCUAUCUAAAUGGUUAGACAUGUUUCUCUUUCCCAAUUUGAUUACAUAAUCAUAAAAAAGACUCACUGGGGCUUUUUAGCCUGCCUCAACCUCUCAGUUUAAUGUCAUGACCUCAGCUGAUUCAUGAAGGUGCAUAAAUGACGCAGUGGACGCAGUGUGACAGUAACUGUAGGCAACAAUGCUGCCCUCAAACUGCUGGACUUUGAGUUGCAUUACUUUAAAUUAAACACCAUGUCUGCAUUAAAGCUGGUCCUUGCAAAAGCAUUAAUACUCCAUAAACGUUUUAUUUUCACAUAUUUAUAUGUUACCACCACAAACAUUAGUUGAUUUCAUUUGGAUUUAGGAGCGACCAACACCAGUGGUGUUAAGAAUUGGGAAGAAAAAUGAUGCACGGUUUUCACAAAGGUUUGGUAUGUAUUCACCUCUCCCCUGUCGAUACUUUGCAGAACCUCAUUUUGAUGCGAUUACAUUACAUGUUUCUGCCAGCUUCACAAAUCUAGAGACAGAAAUUUUGAACAAUUCUUCUUUCCAAACAACUCAAGCACAAUUGCAUUGGAUGUGAAAACAAUUCUUGAAGGUUUUCCAUGAAUCUGGACUGUGACUGACCCAUUCCAACACAUGAAUGUGUGUUGAUCUAAACCAGUGCUUCUCAAUUCCAGUCCUCCGGCCCCCCUGCUCUGCAUGUUUUAGAUGUACCUCUGUUCCAGAACAGCUGAUUCAAAUGAUUGCAUGACCAUCAAGUGGUGCAGAAGCCUGUUAAUCACCCAUAUAUUAAAUCCAGUUGUGUAGCAGAAGGGAAACACCUAAAACCUGCAGGACAGGGGGGCCUGAGGACCGGAAUUGAGAAGCACUGAUCUAAACUAAUGUAGCUCUUGUUGUUUAGAAAUAUUAUCACAUUCUUUUGUGACCUGUGACAGAUUCUCCAGAAUUCCCCUGUAUUUAGCGCCAUUAUUCUUCUUGUUAACUCUGGUCAGCUCCUGCAAACAAAAAGCAUCCCCACACAAUGAUGCGGCCACCACCGUGUUUCUCGCCUAUAUGGAGGUCAAAAAGUUCAUGUUUGGUGUUAUCUGACAACUGACAAUUUCUAUUUACAGAGAAAAUCUCAAAUCCCUUUUUCUUCCACUUUACAAUUUAUUUGAUUGUGUUCAGUCAAAUCAAUCAAAUUUUAUUUAUAUAGCACAUUUCAGCAUCAAGGCAUUUCAAAGUGUUUUACAUCAAAUCAAACACAGAAACACAAUUAAACAUAGAAUCAAGAAUCAAAACACAACAUUAAGUCAAGUUCCAUCAAUAAAUUUGUAAUUGGUUAUGUUUCAAAUACAAUCCUAAACAGGUUGGGUUUUAGUCGAGAUUUAAAGGAAAUCAGUGUUUCAGCUGUUUUACAGUUUUCUGGAAGUUUGUUCCAAAUUUGUGGUGCAUAGAUGCUGAAUGCUGCUUCUCCUCGUUUGGUUCUGGUUCCGGGGAUGCAAUGGUAAAAUACAAUGAAGUUGAGUGUAAUGGGGCAAAUUGUGAAAAGGUUUAAGGGAUGUAUUUUUGCGCGGCACCUUGAUUAGACCCUUUGAUUGUUUUACUGCACAUUAAGAAAACAUUACCCUUCAUGUUGUCUUAUCCAAACAAGCUCGUUGGCUUGUUAAAGUACAGAAACUUAUGUUUUUAUCUGUGUACACUGGAAAGCUUUUUGCUGUGUAAUGACAUACAGCACACAGCAUCGAUUGGGAGUAAUUAGAAGGGAGGCUCAAUGGGACUUUUCAAUACGUGGAAAAAAAUAAUACAAGCAAUGCGUUUAUUUAAACCUGCCUGAUCGGAGCAGGUGGCUGCAGCGUCUCCAAUAUAGUCCCACAAAUGAGUUUUAUUUCUUUAAUAGAACUUAUGCGUUAUGGGUAACCACUUUCUGAGUGUUUCAGUACAGUAGAGACAAGAGAAGUACAUAAUAAUCAGCGACCUAUUAUGGCUAGUUUAUGUAUUUGUCUGUUGAGUUAACUUCUUUUGUUUUCAUGUGCUGGAAAAAUAACUUCAAAAAUAAACCAACUGAGAAAGUCACA